Messenger RNA from Physella acuta, 1009 nucleotides. RefSeq lists its product as uncharacterized. The record is from RefSeq and is a predicted model, not a curated record. NCBI's taxonomy places the organism in Eukaryota, Metazoa, Mollusca, Gastropoda, Physidae.
UGUACUUAAUAACUUACCUGCAAAUAAUCCGAAGUCAACUUUUCCUUUUAUAUAAAUAAAAAUGGCAUUCAAAUGUGGUACAUUUUGGAAAGAGCUUCAAAGACUUAAUCACACAGUUGACAAACUAACAUUAGGUCAAGUAAAAAUAGAAAAUGUUAAUCUUCAUAUUGAUGACACUUCAGAUGAUACCAAACAAGCUUUUUACAUUCAAGUUACUCCUAAAGAUGGACAUUACAAAGGAGCUUUAAUAAAAUUCCAGGUUGAAGCACCUGUGUCAUAUCCUGCACAAGCUCCAAUAGUUAAAUGCUUGAAUAGCAUAUACCACCCAAACAUUGAUCUUGGGGAACAAAACAUUGUCUGUGUAAGCCUGCUGGACAAAGACUGGCAACCAGGUGUUGGCUUGGAUGGUUGCGUCAUGGCUGUGCUCUUUCUAUUUUACCAUCCUAAUUUUUUGGAUGCUUUAAAUGUCGCUUUUGAUGGUCAGGAAAUGAAUGAAUCUGAGUUCCAUAAAAAUGUAAGGGCGUCUCUGAGGGGUGAAGAAGUGGAGGGAUUUAUUUUUGACCGACUGUUACCUGAAGACUAUACAGAUGAUAUUUCAAGUGAACCCAGUAUUAAAAAGGACAUUUUUCAUGACGAAACAAGAAAUAAAAAGAGAUCUGAUGCUGGUGAUAUAAAUUUUAUCAUAAAAAAUGAGAAAAACAAUCAAAAUUUAGUUAACCAACAUUAUAGAGUAUCAAAUAUGAAAAAGAAUGAAACUCUGACAUGAAUAGUAUUGUACAUCAUACCUGUUAUUCAACACAAAACAUUUUCAACGGAGGAUGUUGAUAGCAGUUUCAAAAAUGAAAGUGACUCAUGAUAUAAUAAUUACAUAACCUAAAGGAAUAUGAUAUUUUUAUUGCAUUUUGAAGCCAGUAACAAUUUGACAUAAGUAGAACAAGAUAUUCUUUACAAAGUGAUUAUUGAAAACUAAAACAAAAUAUGUAGUCCUCAUUUAAUAAUAAAUUACAAA